Aegilops tauschii subsp. strangulata is the source of this 1987-nucleotide messenger RNA. RefSeq names its product CBL-interacting protein kinase 31. Lineage: Eukaryota; Viridiplantae; Streptophyta; Magnoliopsida; Poales; Poaceae. The record is from RefSeq and is a predicted model, not a curated record. Gene Ontology annotation, molecular function: protein serine/threonine kinase activity; ATP binding. Gene Ontology annotation, biological process: signal transduction; protein phosphorylation.
CAGCAGCGGCUGCUCUGCUCGCAUCCAUCCCGAUCGAUCCACAUGUCCUUUUCUCGUGGUGGUGCUACUCUAGCUGUGCGAGCACGUACGUGUCAACCCCCACCUCCUCCCUCCCUCCUUAUUUAGCACGACACCUCCCUCUUCCUCCUCUGCAUCCACAGCAACAGCUUCCUCUUCCUCCUCAGACCCACCCUCGCUACCUCCUAGCUGCAUCUGCUGCUAAGCUCCGCCUCCACCCGCGCGCUGUCUGCUAGCUCGUCGCGUUGAAGGUCGUUCAGGAGCAUUUUGAAGGUUGAAAGUAACCUUCGGCUGUUGGAAGAUGUAUCGGGCCAAGAGAGCCGCAUUGUCACCAAAGGUGAAGCGCCGUGUCGGCAAGUAUGAGCUCGGCCGCACCAUCGGGGAAGGGACCUUUGCAAAGGUCAGGUUCGCAAAGAACACUGAAACUAUGGAGCCUGUUGCUAUCAAAAUCCUCGACAAGGAGAAGGUUCAGAAGCUCAGAUUGGUUGAACAGAUUAGGCGCGAAAUUUGUACUAUGAAGUUAAUAAAGCAUCCUAAUGUUGUUCGACUGCACGAGGUGAUGGGAAGUAAAGCAAGAAUUUUCAUUGUUCUGGAAUACAUUACUGGAGGGGAACUCUUUGAUACCAUUUAUACCAAUGGAAGGUUGAAAGAAGAGGAGGCACGCAAAUACUUUCAGCAACUGAUAAAUGCCGUUGACUAUUGCCACAGCAGGGGUGUGUAUCACAGAGAUUUGAAGUUAGAAAAUUUGUUGCUUGAUGCUGCUGGAAACCUCAAAGUGUCCGACUUCGGUUUAAGUGCUUUAACUGAGCAAGUGAAGGCUGACGGGUUGCUGCACACAACAUGCGGGACUCCGAACUAUGUUGCUCCUGAGGUGAUUGAGGAUAGAGGUUAUGAUGGUGCAGCUGCAGAUAUCUGGUCUUGCGGGGUAAUCCUUUUUAUUCUGCUUGCCGGGUUUUUACCUUUCGAGGAUGAAAACAUCAUCGCCCUUUAUAAGAAGAUCUCAGAAGCUCAAUUCACAUGUCCCUCUUGGUUUUCUACUGGAGCUAAGAAGCUGAUCACCAGAAUUCUGGACCCUAAUCCUGCAACUCGUAUCACCAUUCCUCAGAUACUGGAGGAUCCUUGGUUCAAAAAGGGAUUCAAGCCACCUGUUUUUGACGAUAAGUAUGAAACUAGCUUUGAUGAUGUCUAUGCUGCAUUUGGAGACUCAGAGGACCAGCAUGUGAAAGAGGAGACUGAACAUAAGCCAACCUCAAUGAAUGCAUUUGAACUGAUUUCACUGAAUCAGGGACUGAAUCUGGACAACUUGUUCGAGGCAAAGGAGGAGCAUAAAAGAGAGACACGAUUCACCUCGCAAUGCCCUCCAAAAGAAAUCAUCAGCAAGAUUGCAGAAGCUGCAAGGCCACUUGGUUUUGACAUUCAGAAGAAAAACUACAAGAUGCGGAUGGAGAACCCGAAAGCAGGUAGAAAAGGCAAUCUCAAUGUUGCAACCGAGGUGUUUCAAGUAGCUCCAUCCCUACAUGUGGUUGAGCUGAAAAAGGCGAAGGGGGAUACUCUGGAAUUUCAAAUGUUCUACAGAUCUCUGUCGACCCAGCUCAAGGACGUAGUUUGGAAGUGCGGCGGCGAGGUAGAAGAUAACGGCACCGCGGCAUGAAGCACGUUUUCCAUGUACAUAGUCCCUACUGUAGUUCAUAUGUGGGAUGGAUGGCGGGUGGGCUGCGGAAUGGGUUGUGCAGAUCGAGUUCUUUCGUUGGUUUGUUAAUGAUGAUGAUGAUGAUGAAUAGGCUCCGAUGAAACAGCGGGCGCGCAGCCCACUGUGGAAGAGCCUAUCUAUGGCUUCGUUAGUUUGCUUAUUAUUACAUAUUCAUGGUCCAGAGGGAGAUUAAAGCUAGAGGCGAAAGGCCGAUUGUUGUAAGAUUGUAUUGGUAGGAGGUUAUAUUGAACAGCGCAAUGUGUUGAACUUUGUUCUCUA